This is a messenger RNA of Adineta steineri, 2498 nucleotides long. Lineage: Eukaryota; Metazoa; Rotifera; Eurotatoria; Adinetida; Adinetidae. The record is from the annotation of a GenBank genome assembly.
AUGUUUAUUCGACGUUUGAAUAUUCGAGAUCAACCAGUAAAUAUUUUUGGUGAUGGUCUUCAUCAAACUCAAGUAAAUGUACAAAGUUCAUUUAUAAUCGAUGCACGUUCAGCAUAUAAUCCAACUGACGAAGUUAAAAUCAUUAUAUGUCCACCAGAACGUUCAACGUACGUUCAAGUUAUUAAUCAUCAUGAUGGCUUAUGGAUGGUUAAUUAUGUAUCACAUGAAAUUGGUGAACUACAAAUUCUUGUAUAUCUUGGUGAUAAACUUAUAAAUAAUAAUCCAUUUAAAAUCAAUGUAUUUGAUAUUAAUCAAAUACAUGUUUCAAAUUUAAGCGAUGGUUAUGUUAAUCAUUUCGUUAAAUUUAAUAUCGAUACAAUUAAAGCUGGUAUUGGUCAAUUGGAAGUUUUUGUACAAGAUGGACAAGUAUUGUGUAGUGCUCUAUCACGUAGUACAUCAGAAUUUGAUGUUACUUUUUUACCACGUCAUUGUGGACUACAUCGAAUUGAUAUUAGAUUUAAUGGAUUAACAAUACCCGGUAGUCCCUUUGCUUGUGAUAUCGAUGAAAUGGCACGUGUAACUGUAUCUAAUCAUUUAACAAAUGUACAUGUCGCACAUCCUGCUUCGUUUGAUAUCUGUAAUCAAUCUCAACAUAUAGAUAUUCAUAUAGCCUCACCAUUGAAUCAUUGCGUUUUUUAUCAACGAACACAAGUGAAUGAAAAGAAAACUCAUAUUGAUUAUAUUUUAAAUGAAAUCGGUCUGCAUCGUGUAGAUGUUCGAUCGAGUCAGAACAUGGAAGUAUAUGGUUCAUCGUUUCUACUACAAUCAUAUGAUACAAAUCGUUUAGUUGUCUCUGAAAUACCACGUUUUAUCAUCUACAAUCAACCUGUUGAAUUUACUAUUGAUGCAUUUAAAGCUGGAGAAGGACAACUUGAAGUUGCUAUUAACAAUGGUCAAGUACCAAAUAAAGUUAAACCAUUAGGAAAAUCAACAUUUCAUUUUACAUUUAUUCCAACAUCAAAUAAUCUACAUACACUUUCUAUUAAAUUCAAUGGACAAGAAAUACCUGGUUUUCCUAAAGAAUGUCAAGUUAUAACAUCUAAUGAUAUAAAAAUUCAUGGACCUGGUCUUAAUCAAGUAUUGGUUGGUAGUCAAACAUGGUUUACAAUUGAUACAUCACAUGGUGGUUCAUCAAAUAUUGAAGUGAAAAUAUUAUCACCUAAAGAUGAAGUAUUAACUCCAUCAACACUAUUAACUAUAGCUGGUCUUCGAGUUGAUUGGACACCAACCGAAGUUGGAACUUAUAAAAUUCAUAUAACAUUAAAUGGAAAUAUAGUACCUGCAAGUCCAUUUUUUGCGAAAUGUUAUGAUCCAAAAAAAAGUUUCGUCGAUGCAUCGAAGGCAGGUGAAGGUAAUCUUGAGAUUAGUGUCAAUUAUUCUGGUCAUAAUAUUCCUAAUGAAGUCAAACCAUUAGGAAAUAGUAGUUAUGAAGUUCAAUUUAUUCCACAAAAAGCAACAACACAUCACUGUCAUAUUCUGUUCAAUGGUGAACUUGUACCGGGAAGCCCAUUUCCUGUAAAUGUCAUGGAAAAUCAACGUGUGAUGGCUAUUGGUAAAGGUCUUGGUUCAGUUCCAAUUAAUAUUCCAACAUCAUUCACAGUUAUAACACAAAAUGAUGAUGUGGGAAAAUUGAAAUGUUCGAUAAAAGGACCAAAUGAUCAUUUGGUAUCAUGUAUAACUACAAAAAUAGAUCCAAAUCGAUAUGAAGUAACUUAUACGCCAGAUCGUGUUGGUGAAUUUCAUAUCGAUGUUCAACAUGAUGAUAUUCCAAUUGAUAGUAGUCCAUUUACAUCUCAAUCAUAUGAUAUGAAUAGAAUAAAAACAUAUGAUAUACCAUCAUCAAGUACUGUUGGUACACCAACUUCAUUUAUUAUCGAUGCAGCUGAUUCGGGUGCAGGCAAUCUGGAAAUAUCUAUAUCAAGAGAUGGAAAAAAUAUUCCAAAUUAUGUACAAAAUGAAGGUAGUGCUCGAUUUCGUGUAAAUUUUGUUCCAGAUAAACCUUGUAUUCAUUAUGUUCGAAUUAAACUUAAUGGAAUUCAUAUUCAUGGAUCACCUUUUGCAUGUAAUGUAUUUUCAAGUGAUUAUACAUUUGAAAAUUAUGAAUUUGCACCCAUUAAUAAACGAGCAUUAAUUACAAUUAAACCGAAAUUAAAUGGAAUAAUUGAUCCAAAUAUUUAUGUUGAUAUUGUUACUCCAUCUGGUAAAAAAUUAAAGAGUAAAAUUGAAAAAACAUCAACAAAAUUAUAUACUAUUGGUUUUGUACCAAAUGAAAUCGGUGAUCAUGAGAUAAGAUUUUAUCAUGAUGAAGAAAAAAAACUAAUUAUGACAAAAUUGAAUUGUCAAGUUUAUGAUAUAAGUAAAAUACGUGUCAGUGAUUUACCACUUGCUGUCACUCAUCAACCGUGUAAAUUUACAAGUAAAAUUAACUUUUUUUUUUU